AUGGAUUCAGAUCGAUCGGAUUCUUCCAUUUCAGCGGUUUCUUCAAAUUCCGAAUUAUCACCUAAUUUACUAACAUUUCCUACAACAAUGGAUUUAAACUAUGGCGAUUUUCCUAUUAAGCAAAAACAAAAAUUUAUAAAAAAUGUUGAUGAAAUUUUUGAUCUUACAUCCCAGUACGGAUGGUACCAGUUUUUUGUUCUCCUCACUAUUCAGUAUGCAAUGAUGAAGGAUGUCUGUGAUUUAGUAUCGAAUUGCCCGGCAAAUGAGACCGAACGAUUUUUUGUCUCAUUAUACGAAGAAGAUGGAAUAGUUUGUCCGAAUUCGCAUUUACCUCAUCAUCUGCAAACGAUUCAAGCAAUUGGUUCAGCAAUUGGAGCAUUAUCAGCUGGCCAUAUUGCCGAUCGCUAUGGCCGAAAAUGGGUAAGUUAUUCUGGAAUGUUGCAAAUGAUCAUUUUUGGCAUUAGCGGUUCAUUAGCAAUAAAUUGGAUUAUGUUGGCUCUAGCAAUGUUUGGAAUGGGCUUCUCAUAUGGAAUUAUGUUCGAUGCAAGUAUGACACUCGCCUGCGAAACUGUUGGCGCUAAAUAUCGAAUUGUGCAAAAUCUUGCUUUUCAAUGGUCCCUUACUAUACAAAUCGCAUCACUUUGUGCCUAUUUGACUGGCAGUUGGCGUAAAUAUUUAUUGGUUAUAAAUACGCUGCCUUUACCUUUACUUAUUUUACUAUUAUUUUGGAUUGAAUCGCCUCGUUGGUUAAUACAGCAAAAACGUUAUAGUGAAGCAGUAAACAAUAUAAAUCGUAUAUCGCAGUGGAAUAAUUCAAGUAUAAUUAUUAAAAACGAGGAUUUGCUGCAUAUUAAAGUAGAUAAUAGGCAAAGCGGAUCAAUUUGCGCUUUAUUUGCAAACGAAAAAAUGAGAAAAUAUUCAUUUGUAAUGUUUCUUGCUGCCUUAACUGUUGAAAUGUGCGUCGCUGUUAUAUUAUUCGAUGUUCAAAUUCUUGUUGGUAACCCUUUUUUAAAUGUCGCAUUGUAUGGUAUUUUACGUAUCUGGGUACCAUUAUUUAUUAUUUUGCUUGAAAUUAAUACAAGUUGGUUUGGAAGACGCGUUUUAUAUAUGUCAUCACAAGGUGCAACAUUAGCAUGCUAUGUGUUGAUUCUUAUUCUUUCAUUUUCACCUCAAAAUUAUGCCACAAAACUAUUAAAAACUUGUUUCGCUAUAUUUGGCGGAAUUAUAAAUUGUUCAAUUUUCUUCACUAUCUAUAAACAAUAUGUUAUGGAAUUGUACCCAACUGUUAUAAGGGCAUUGGCAGUUGGUGCAUUUGGUGUGAUUGAACGCAUAGGUGGUGCAAUUGGACCACAAUUAAUAAAUAUGAAUCAAUCAGUUUGGCCACAUUCUUCAAUUACAAUAACUACUCUAGUUCUUUUAAGUUCAUUGGUAGCUGGUUAUAUUAUAUUACCGGAAACUAGAGAUCAGUCAAUGCCAGAUGUACUCGAACAAACGAAUUUCAAAUGUCGUCGAAAUCGUGAAAAAUGA
Dracunculus medinensis (Guinea worm) is the source of this 1527-nucleotide messenger RNA. Lineage: Eukaryota; Metazoa; Nematoda; Chromadorea; Rhabditida; Dracunculidae. The record is from the annotation of a GenBank genome assembly.